AUGACUUCUCAACAAUAUAAAGAAGACAACUUGGACGAUAUAUUUAUAUUUCCUAAAGAAGCCAGCCAAGCAUUGAGGAAUGUGUUUAAAUACGGUUCAAAGCAUUCACAACUUAGGGCAUUGACGAUUUUACAACCAUUGAUGGAAAAUUGUGAAAAAAUUCAUCCUUAUGUUGCUUCACACAAAUUUAUCGAUAAACUUAAAAAUCUUGCAUUAUCGUCGAGUACUGACGAUGAAGUUCAUAAGAGAUUGAUGAUUUUAUUUGCUCAAUGGUCAAAUAAUUAUAAAAAAAAACCAGGAAUGGAAAACAUAACAAGUUUACAAUGA
This is a messenger RNA of Entrophospora sp. SA101, 327 nucleotides long. The record is from the annotation of a GenBank genome assembly. Lineage: Eukaryota; Fungi; Glomeromycota; Glomeromycetes; Entrophosporales; Entrophosporaceae.